GUCCGAUGCGCGGUGGUGGGUUUGUUUGCAACUUUGCAUCAUCUCUGGUAAGCCUGGGUCCUGCUUGGGUUGGGGUUUGGUCGGCGAACCAAGGACAGGAGCGGAAUGACCGAGGGCCAAUUCUCCACAACCUGCGGCCGACUCGGCGAGGCCGUCGACCUCCACAUCUGCCCCGUCAGGGCCGGAUGAAUGCCAUGGACGAGGCUGUCGCAGUGUUGCCUUUGAAUUCUUCCUCCAAUGCUCCCUCAAACUAAGCGAGCAAUCGAUGGGACGUGGUGCCGCUGGCUGCUGGCUGGCAUAUUCGAGCGAGCCGCGUCAUGCCGGGACAAAGACGAGAGGGAACAUGGAACACCUUAUUGGCC
Molecule: messenger RNA, 362 nt
Organism: Chaetomium fimeti
Lineage: Eukaryota; Fungi; Ascomycota; Sordariomycetes; Sordariales; Chaetomiaceae
Exons: 1
Coding region: 6-254 (82 amino acids)
Source: RefSeq, a predicted model, not a curated record